ACCGGUGGUCAAAUGUACACGUGGCUCGACCUGUGUCUGCGAUGGCUCCGUGCCUUCACUUGAGCCUUUUGACGGAGAUGGGUAGGCCAUUGGAAUUACGGCCACUGGCGCAGUAGAACUCGAAGCAUCGUCCUCGGUGCGGGGAACCUCGAUAGAGUCCUCGGAGUGUCGAAACUCCCGCGACACCGAAGAUGCCAUCAGCACGACCCCGUUGCUUUGCGAGUCGGUACUAGUCGACGAGGCUUGUACAGACAACUCGUUGUUGAUGGAUCCCGCUGGAACGUCUGCAUGAACGGCGUCCGAAUUGAUGACCGACGUCAAUGCAGCAGGAACCGCUGUACUCUCGAUGGGACUUGUCGGCGCCGCGUGGUUACUAGCGUCGGAUGGAGGCAAUGUCACAGCACCUUUGUUUCCAUCGUCCUCCAUGGCAACAUCUUCCAUGGAAGAGGUUUGCAACGGCGAAGGAGAUGCCACUGGUCGGGUCACUGGAGUGGCGCACGACUCUUCGUGCAUCAUGAGGUUGGAGGACGUCGCAAGUUUUGGUAUUGGUUUGCUGGGACUCGUGGGGGCAACGGGCGAACUUUCUGGUAUCGGGGUACGUAGCGCAGAGAGUGAUUCGAGAGAGGAAAGCCCUACUUUAGGCAUUGCAGCUGCUGUGACUGCUUGUACGGGGUCUUGCAAUGUAGAUGGGACGAUCGCGGCAGUUGUCGUUGUCCGGGACAAGUCAUGGACACUGACCGGCUCUGCCAAUGGAGUUGACAAUGCCAGAUGAGACUGGGAUGUUGUUUCUUCAUCGCCAACCUUUUGCUUCUUGUGCGGGGAUUCGACUUGCUGAGGAACGACGUCCUCAGGGGCCAGUGGGGAGGACAAGGUAGUCGAAGAUGACGCCGUUGGCGACAGAUUCCAAGCAAUUUCCGUGGAGGUGCCUACUGCAUUGGGUGGCCAGUGCUCGACGAGUACAGCACUCCCCACCGAGGUAACACCGGUCUGUGGAAUCGGCUCCUCGCACGGUUCAUGGUCCAUCCGGCGCUGUGUUGAAGUGAGCCUGCGCAGUGUUUGAUGGAAGGCAA
This is a messenger RNA of Aphanomyces invadans, 1070 nucleotides long. RefSeq lists its product as hypothetical. The record is from RefSeq and is a predicted model, not a curated record. NCBI's taxonomy places the organism in Eukaryota, Oomycota, Saprolegniomycetes, Saprolegniales, Verrucalvaceae. Bases 308 to 772 code for a protein of 154 amino acids. The transcript has a single exon.